AUGGCCGACGGCGGCGGCAGUUCGCCCGUGGCGACCUGUCCGCGGGACUCCCCGGGCGCCGCGCCGCGGGUCGCGCACUUGGUCGGGCCGGGCGGCGGCGGCAGUGGCAGCGGCGAGACCCCGCGGACGGCGGCGCUGGCGCUGCGCUUCGACAAGCCCAUCAAGCAGGCCUUCUACAACACCGGGGCCGUGCUGUUCGUGUGCCUGUGCUGCGGCGCCGCAGUGCUCGUCUACUUCAUCCUGGAGGCCUUCCUGCGGCCGCUGCUCUGGGCCGUGCUGUGCGGCACCUUCCUGCACCCCUUCAAGAGCUCGCUGACGCGCGUGGGCCGCCACUGGCUGCAGCGCCUGCACCGCGCGCACACGCCCAUCGUGCUGGCCGCGCUGCUGCUGCCGCUCUGCUUCGCCGACUACGGCGUCGAGGCCCUGGGCGAGCAGGCGCUGCGCCGCCGCCGCCUGCUGCUGCUGCUCGGCGCCGGAGGCCCGCUCCUCUACGGCCUCUACAGCCUCGGCAGCUACCUGGGCGUGCAGGUGCUGCUGGCGCACGCCGGCGUGCUGAUUUGCCGCGGGCUGGACUACUUCAGCAGUCUGUGGAUCUGGACGUUGGUAGUUGGCUAUGUGUUGACUGUUUCGUUCAAGUGGAAUGCAAGCACUGAGCGCUACUUGAGAGCAGUUUCAAUUCCUGUCUGGAUUAUAUUGCUUUUUCAUUUAGCAUCUCUGGCUGGCUCAUGGAGAAUUCCAGUAUUCCUGGUAAUUGUUUUCCUGAUGUCUGUGGGCACCUUCUAUGAAAAACAGAAUGGAAAAGAGUCUUCUGGGGCAGAGUUACCAGGGCAAGUUAUCUCCAUGGCUGCUUCUACUCUGGCAACCUUGGCUAUCUCUAUCACAGGGUAUGAAUCGAGCACUGAAGACCAGCCCUCAACUCAGCCUGCAGAAUCUGUGGACAAAGGGGAACCCCCUCCCCCAUCAUCCUCAUCUUCUUCACCUUCCUCCCCUUCGCCCACGCUGGGCAGGCAAAGGCCUGAAAUCGGAACGUUCCUCAGGAAGAAGAAAACCAGCGACAUCUACUUUGUGGCUCUUGUCUGGGCCAUCAUUGCAGUUCAGCUCUGGUUGAACCUGUGGAUUGUGCAGCUGCUGCCUGUGCCAAUUGCAGUCUGGAUACUCAAAAAGCUCGUUAUUCACUUUGGAGUUGUGGACUUCCUGGAGAAACGCUGCCUCGUGUGGUGGCAGGUCAUAGAGCACUUCCUGAAGGAGAGGCAGGAAGCUCUCGCACCCUGGCCGAUUGUCGGGCUUGGAAAGUUCUUGUUGAAGGUUGAUAGCAAGAUGAUCAUCUGGUUGGAGAAGAUGUUAGACAAAAUAAUUAGCAUUUUCAUCAUAUUUUUGUUAGUGAUAGGAACCCUGCUUUUAGCCCUACUCCUGACUGCAAAGGUACAUCAAGAGAGUGUGCACAUGAUAGAAGUCACAAGCAGUUUGAUUAAUGAAACUCUAGCAAAUCACCCUGAGUGGGCAAAUUCCUUAGAUCAGAGGUCCUCAAAUAUUGGUGUGCACCAGAAUCCCCUUCAGGGCUUGUCACGGUACAGAUUGCUGGGCUCUGGCCCCAGUUUCUUUUUCAGUCGGUCUGGGUUUGGGCCGGGUUUCUCAGCAGUGCUGAUGCUGCAGGUCCAUGGACCACAGUUUGACAACCACCACUGUCUGUCCCAGAUGCUGACCAUCAGUCCCAGAACCACUUCCUCAGAUGCUGUGGGAAUAAGUUGGCUUCCUGAGGCUCAGGUAGUCCAAAGAGCCCUCAAUUCUGCGGCUAACAAUGUGUAUCAGUAUGGACGAGAAUGGAUAACCCACAAGCUUCAUAAAAUUCUUGGAGAUAAGGUGAACAAUACCGCUGUGAUUGAAAAACAGGUAUUAGAACUUUGGGACAGACUGUAUCAUUCUUGGUUUGUAAAGAAUGUAACACAUUCUGGACGGCACAAAGGACACAAGAUGCAUAUAAGUCGUCAGAAUAGCUGGCUGGGAGACAUUCUGGACUGGCAAGAUAUCGCUUCAUUUAUCCACGAGAACAUUGAAACAUUUCUUUCUAUCUUAGAGUCUCUGUGGAUUGUCAUGAGCCGGAACGUGAGCCUGCUCUUCACCACUGUCACCACGCUCCUGACCAUCCUCUUCUACAGCGGGACGGCCCUUCUCAACUUCGUGCUCUCUCUGAUAAUUUUCCUGACCACACUAUUUUAUCUGUUAAGUUCCAGCGAUGAGUACUACAAGCCAGUGAAGUGGGUGAUAAGCCUGACACCACUGUCUCAGCCAGGUCCUUCUUCUAAUAUUAUUGGCCAGUCUGUGGAAGAAGCUAUCAGAGGGGUGUUUGAUGCUUCCCUCAAAAUGGCUGGCUUCUAUGGAUUGUACACCUGGCUGACUCACACUAUAUUUGGCAUCAAUAUUGUCUUCAUACCAUCAGCUUUAGCAGCAAUCCUUGGAGCCGUGCCAUUUCUGGGAACAUACUGGGCAGCAGUACCUGCAGUUCUAGACCUGUGGCUUACACAAGGCUUAGGAUGCAAAGCCGUUCUGCUGCUGGUUUUUCAUCUCUUGCCAACAUACUUUGUAGAUACUGCCAUCUAUUCUGAUAUAUCAGGAGGUGGCCAUCCUUACUUGACAGGCUUGGCAGUGGCCGGUGGAGCAUACUACCUGGGCCUGGAAGGAGCAAUCAUUGGGCCCAUACUUCUCUGCAUACUUGUGGUCGCUUCCAACAUCUAUAGUGCCAUGCUAGUGAGUCCCACGAAUUCAGGGCCCAUGACAAACCAGACCCCAUGGCCUGCUCAGACUCAGCGGACUUUCCGUGACAUUUCUGAAGAUCUGAAAUCUUCAGUAGACUGACAUGGCUUCCACUUCAGUGAUUUCUCUAGGAAGUUCAGCCUCGACCGUGAGUCCAGCCCAGCGGUGGCCCCUGUCCUGUCAGCUGUGCCGAGCACGCGGAGCCGGGGAAAGCGGCAGGAGUCUCCUGGCUUCGGCACAGAAUGCGGGGACAAGAGCGAACUUGCUGCGGGCUGCUUGCAUUGUAAAGCACAGCUUUAGAGCUCUGAAAUGUGAUUUGCUCACCUGUUGCUAAGAUGGCUUGAAAAGUUUCAGUUUAUACACUGGUACCAUGGCUCGAAAUGUACCCCCUUUGCUUAUCUAUAUUAUUAUAAUAUGUAUUUAUAAAGUUAUUUUUCAGAGUCCUAAUCUACCUACUAUUUAAAGUGAAUACAAUGUAAUUUUUCUCCUGUUUUAUGAAAACUGUUCAUAAACUUUUCUAUGACAGUCACUAUUCAAUGAAAAGGGCUUUCACUUUUGAGUACCUAGUUGCCCGAGCAGGAAAAAGGAGUCUUCUUACCCUUCCCCCACACCAUAUGGUCCUCUCUAAGAAAACCAGUCUUUCUUGUACAGGUGGGUGGGAUGGCUCAUAUCAGUUAGUUUUGUAUUGCAACCAUAGGAGAAGCAGACAGACUGAAGACCUUACUCCCCUUUCUUAUUCCUCAAUCCCUAGUUACACUGUUGCCAAAUUUCUACAAACUUGGUAGAGGACCACAUUGAAGUGAAACACAUGUAAGCUGCUAUUAAUGGUAACAGUAUGAUAGAAUUCAUGUUGCAAUUGUUUUUCUUUCCAAAUGUUUUAAGUGAAAAACCUUAGGUGCAGCAGUACUCUGAUUUGUUAAAUGUAUCCCAGUUUCACCAUUCGGAAUUCUGCCACUUAGUUACCUAUAGACCAGAAUUUUAUAUUUAUGUAAUAUUUUUCUGUCACCUAGCACAGUGCCUUGCAUAAGACUCUAGGUAAAUGCUUAUUGAAUUAAAUUGUGACUUUUAAAAUUUAUCAGCUAUCACAAUAACCAACAUAGUGCUUAACAUUUUACAAAGUCUCUGCGUCUAAUUAUUUCACAGUGACUUCACAUAACCAUUCAUAUAGCUUUAUGUUGUUUUACAACAGUUUCACACAAAUGGGGAAGCUAAGGUUCAGAAAAGUGACUAACAUUCAUCAAGUUCAGUCAAAUCUGACUCCGUAAGCCUGCAAAUGCUGCUAUACUGGAGUGUUUCUUCUGUUGUCUUACAGUGAGAUAGUAGGUGUCCUUGGACUUGUCCUACAGUUAAUGAGGCCUGGAACUAGAAUCCAGCUCUUAACUUUGUACCCUUUCCACUGUAUAAAACAAUGUCAGGCUUUCUCUCUGUCCCCAGGGGAAUACUGAGGAGAAAGAUUUCUUAAGUGUCAGCGAUCACCUUUUUGGAAAACACUUAAAAGUAGACAUCACUUUCUCUAAAACACUUUCUCACUAAGAGGCAUAGUUGGUGAUAAUUAAAUGUAUUCUGAUAUUAGGAAAAACUCCCAUUGGAAGAGAGGCUGCCAUGAGGUCUUUGUUACACAGUAGACUAAGUCCAGAUCUCUUAUUUUUACCAUGAAUCCUUCAACAAUUAUAAUUUGAUGGAACACCAACUGUUACAUUAGGCCACUAAGUAACUUACUGUUUUCUUUGUUAGUUGUUUAAUCAUUUAUUCAGUAAAACAUUUGCUGCGAGUUUGCCAAUCUCUAGGUUCCAUGCCAGGCGCUGUACAGGGUGCUGUAGGGGAUAACUCAUAAGAAGGCCUUCUCUCACAUUAAAUCUUAGCCCGAGCAUAUGUAUUACUAAAAUAAAAAAUUUAACAUUAAAGGGGUUAAAAAAGAAACCAGGUUUGUUUUUGUUAAUAGUAUAUUGAUAAGUUUAUAGCUGUAAUUAGCACAUAUUCACAAGAGGUAAAUAUUAUACACGAUGAGUUAGGGUGCAUAUACAGAUUAUGUUCUUUCAAAGUGCUUUUAGCUGUACAAACUGAUACUGCAAAAAACUAAACUUGAGCUAAUGUGUGGCUGUAGCUGGUCAUAAUUAUUCAUAUGAAUACCCGGUUCUUGGAGGGGGGAACUCUGAGCUCUAAGACAGUAGGUUAGAGCUGCCAAAAUGAGCAGUGAUGUUAUACCACCCUGGAGUAUCAGGAACACAGGUGCCCCACAGUGCUACACAGGCCUGAUGAGGAAACUUGAGGUGCCUCAGCACUCCAGCAACUGCGUAAGGACUGUGAAGGCGGACCCUCUAGGGGAGGGCCUCCCGGAACCCUCGGAAACAGAAACACGCCCCUAAGAUAUAGUGAGGCUUUGCAGAAUUUUCACAGGGCAAAGAGGUCAAGUGGUAUGAAAAGGUCGGAGUCUCAAGCUCAAGUCUCAGAGAUGACCAACCCUCAGAUUUUCAGUUAGGAUUUGACCUAGAAAUAGGGAGACAAUGCAUUGAUGAAGUAGAAGUAGCUUCAGUAAAAACUGAGUAUAGAAAUCCUAUCACAAUAUCUCACAUUUUACAGCUUUAUUCAAGAUUCGUUUUAAGUUUACACUCACUGUUGAGCUGUAAGCUGAGUGGAGGAGAUAAACGUGCUCUCUUUCUCAGAGAGAACAGCCGUGAUAAUCAACAUAAACUCCAGAUCAUGUAAACCUUGCUCCAGUUCCAAAAUUCUUGUCACACUCUCUGUUCCUGGAAGUGAUCUCUGUCAGACUGCCUUAGAUACCAGUCUUAUUUAUUUUUACAUUUGCAAGGAAUCCUAACAUCCUCUUCCAUUAGCAGUGGUUAGCUGGCAGAGUGUUCCCUUGACCUCUGAGACUGGUGUAGACCGACUGGGGACAGUACAGUAGGAGGAUACCAGAGAACUGUUAUGGAGAUGCUGUAUUUAAACAAAGUCAGCUCUUUGUUCCAGUUAAAAAAUGCUGCACAAGGGCUUGCAAAUAAGUUCCCUCGCUAACCUUGGUCUUAACAUGAACCCAUCCUGGCCCUUUAGGACUUCCUAGUACCGCUAGUUCUAACUUUCGUUGUAGUGAGUGCUUCAGAAUAUGUCACUGCUGGGCAAGAAAUAACUCAGAAAUUCAGGUCAUAAGGGUUAGAUUAGAGCAAAGUAAUUUCAGGUGAGCUACCCAGAGCUUUCAACCUCAGGUUUAUAGGAAAAACCCCUUCAGAACUUCCCAUGCUCUGGUCCUGGCCCAUGGCAUCCUCUAAGGGUCUUCCAAGACAGUACACAUUUCACAGUGGAAAUAGCCUCUGACGGCAAACUUCCAAAUGCUGGUUCCAGCUAAGAACAAGGACUUUUGUUUUUAUUAACUUGUUUCCUUUACUUAUUUUUUCCAUCAAAAUGUAUUCAUUUUAUUAACUUACCAAGGACCUGCAAAAAAUGUGCAUACUACCUGAAACCACUGAGCAGUUCUUUUUGAUAGACUUGAUUUACAGUUCUCUUAUUUUUAAACCGUCUCCUAGUGUCAUAGACAUUCUGUGCUAGAUAAAACCUUAUAUAUUACGUGGUUCUGUCCUUUUAUAGAGAAGGAAACAAAUCCGUAGGUCUAAGUGGCUUUUCUAAUAGAGCCAGUUAGUGACGAUUUCAGAGUAGGGUGCAGUUCUUCUCAGUCCGCUGUUCUGCUUCUCUGCCCUUUUCCUCAGAGCUGAAUACCUUUUGGAAAAAUGUGUUUCUUACAGCAGUAGUUAAAGGGAUGUUAUUAGAUGGUAUAAGAGGAUAAAGUAUAUAUGGGGGUUAGAUGGUAUAAGAGGAUAAAGUAUAGAUAGGGGGAGGGGACUCCAGGGUCAGUUAAAAUUGAGAAAUGCUGGGUUGGUUUUCUUUCUGUACGACUUCUAAGAGUUUUUAAUGUGCUAUUAAAUAGUGUGAAUUUAUAAUAGGGGACAAAGACUGUGUAUACUUAGACUUAUUUGACCUUCAACUGCACCCCCAACCUCCUUUUCUCAGAGCAUCUCAAAGUACUACUAGUCCUUUGGAUAACACGGCUCUGCAGUACGUUUACAACUCUUGUAGAAGACAUCCUUCAUGGAAAUUCUGAAAGGUAAUCUGUUACCAUGGUACCCUGUAAUUGUAAGGAAUCUCAAAGUUUACAGAUAUACUAGAAAGAAAACAUAUCUGCCCUUCAGAGCUAUAUGUAAAGUAUAGUCUUUCCACCUAUGGUGUGUAAAAUCAGUAUUUGUGUUUAGAUUUGAAAGUUUUUCAAGGAUCACUUAAUGUGUAAAUAUAAUGGGAUAUAUUGACAUUUUAAUAAUGCUUUUGUAUAGCACUUUAUAGUUUUCAGAUUGCUCUCAUAACAACCCUGUGAGAUAGGCAGGUGUUAAGAAUUACCAGAUGAGGCACUGGAGGCUCAGAAAGGUUUUGGUGAUUCCCCCCUCUCCGUAAGUUUAUACCACAAAAUAAUGAAACCAGAAUUCAGUUUCAGAAUUUCUGACUCCCACGUUCAGUGUUAUUCACACCUGAUUUUUAAAUUUUUCUUCUAGCUUUAUAGUUUACCGUGAAAGGUGUGGAAGCAAUUCUUAAACUAUGUAGCAUUAUCUUGGCUUAUUAUCAAACACUGUUUCUUCUUUACUGUGGUGAAUAAGAAAAUGUAACUCCUUUUAUAGCUGUCCCAAAGAAAACCUCCUUUUGCCCCUUGCGCUGCCAUUUGUUGAGGUGACUGGAGUGUAUUACAAAUACCAUUUGAUUUUGAAACCAAGAUUGGAUAUAUAAUUGUGAUUGCUUAUGUAAUUUUGGAAAAUGUGCCAUCUCUGCACUCUCAGACAAAGCAGAGAUGGAGGGAAAGUAAAAAAGAAUAUUCAAAUACUGCAGGACACCAUUAUUCUCACAGAUGCUGUUUCUUAGCUUUAACUUGCUUUGA
Molecule: messenger RNA, 7660 nt
Organism: Molossus molossus (Pallas's mastiff bat)
Lineage: Eukaryota; Metazoa; Chordata; Mammalia; Chiroptera; Molossidae
Gene: TMEM245
Product: transmembrane protein 245
Exons: 19
Coding region: 1-2853 (950 amino acids)
Source: RefSeq, a predicted model, not a curated record